Labeo rohita (rohu) is the source of this 2269-nucleotide messenger RNA. Its product is annotated as caveolin-2-like. The coding region runs from base 720 to 1406 and encodes 228 amino acids. NCBI's taxonomy places the organism in Eukaryota, Metazoa, Chordata, Actinopteri, Cypriniformes, Cyprinidae. Gene Ontology annotation, cellular component: caveola. The record is from RefSeq and is a predicted model, not a curated record. The transcript has 3 exons. Gene Ontology annotation, biological process: caveola assembly. Gene Ontology annotation, molecular function: molecular adaptor activity.
ACUACCACUUUGCAGAUGCAGAUUUUCCUCAAGGUUUAUGAGCAUCCCUGACCUUCAGGGCUCCUCCAGUGGACUGACCUUUACUCCGAAGCAUAGAUGCUUCCUUCACUCCCAGGCCCAGCAAAACAAGGUCACCACACUCCUUAGUUUGCAGGCAGUGACCUUUAUUUUCCCUUUCCUUCACACUUUUCUUCUAUGCACCUUCCUAUAUUUGUUUUUGGUGUCACUGUUAAUCAUCAUAUGUCUGUCUCCAGUCAAUGCCACAGUAAUCAACAUACAGUGGCUGCAAAAAUAUUUAUACACCCCAAAAUGAAAAUGUACUCACCCUUAGGCCAUACAAGCUGUGGAUGAGUUUGUUUCUUCAUCCAAACAGAUUUGGAGAAAUUUAGCAUUACGCCACUUGCUCACCAAUGGAUUUAUUACAUUUACUGAUCCAGCAAUAUUUUAUCCAUGCAAUAAAAUUCAUACAUUUUAUUACAUGUGAAUUAAAUGUCUAAAUACUUUUCCAAAGCUAUUGUACAGUAUAAUAAAGUCAGCAUACUUAAUGGAAAAUCUUUACCCAUCCAACUCUCCUUUCUCAGCCAUUGCACCAUUUCUUCCAAAGUCAAUUAACUAACCUCUGCCAUGUGCUAAAUCUAGUAAAUCAUUUGGUAUUUUAUGUCAGUUGUCCCUUAGAAAGUUAAUUCAGGCCGUGAUGAGGCUGCUCAAGUAUUUCUGCUAUGUCCCAUCUUGGUGCAAGUGAUUUCAUCUCUUAUUGGGAAGAUGCUUUGCGAUCUUGUUCUCAGUGUGUCCGCAGGAAGCCUUUAGGACAAUCACACAAACACACACACAAACUGCUGCACACAAUGGACCAGGGAGCACCUCUGAAGGACAUCUCAAUAGACAUAGAGAUAAGUGAGGAGGAGGAGGAGGUGUCUUCACUCUUGGAGCAGCAUGAAAUUUAUCCAAAUGAUACUCCUGGUGUUAGAGAGGCGCAAACAAAAGGACAGGAUUCAUUGGCUGCUCACAGUAUCACAAAGGCUCUCAUCAAGGACAGGGACCCAAAGGGAAUCAACAAGUGUCUUAAGGUGACCUUUGAGGAUGUGAUAGCGGAGCCGGCUUCAGUGAGGAGCUUCGAUAAGGUGUGGCUGUGGAGUCACGCUCUGUUUGAGGUGUCCCGACUGUGGUUUUACCGCAUCGUUUCCCUGCUGCUCGCGGUGCCAGUGGCUCUGGCUGCAGGCCUUCUCUUUGCUGUCCUCAGCUGUCUACAUAUUUGGCUGAUAGUUCCCAGCGUGCAGCUCUUGGUCAUAAACCUGCACUGGAUAAAGGUGGUCUGGCAUAAUGUGCUGGAUAUUGUAAUCUCUCCCUUCUUCAGAAGUUUUGGAAAGUGCUGUGGAUUCAUCAGAAUAAGUUUGGACAGAUAUUAACUGUAUUUUAGAACUAAAAAGAAUCAACUUUGAAAGGAAAGGGAAUACUGAAAAUGACAUCAUGUACAUCAUAUACAUGUGAAUGUCACUUCAGUUUCAUAUGAUGUUGGACAUGCAAUUGCAUCAUAUUUGAAACCUACUGGUUUCAAUUAGGGACUUUUAUUUUUUAUCAAUGAUAACUGAGUAGAAUAGAAUUGAAUAUAAAUUUGAUAUAAAUAGUGGGCCCACUUUUAUAUUAGGUGGCCUUAACUAUUGUACUUACAUUUAAAUGAGUCAUUUGAUACAAUGCAAUUAUUGUGUAUAUUUGUGUUUUUACAUUGUACUUAUAUUUUAAAAAUACCUGCAUGUAAUUAUUUAUGUAAUUGCAUUCAUAAUUACACUGUUGAUUACUAUCCCUUACACAUUAAUCCACCCUUAACCUUAACCUCCAACCUGUCCAUACCACCAAACCUGUCCCUACACUUACCCUUAUCCCACCUCAACAGCAGCAAAUUUGAUAUGCAAUACAAUAUGAACACAAUAAGUACAUUGUACUUAUUUUUUGAUGUAAUUGUAGUAGUUAAUGCCACCUAAUAUAAAGUGUGACCUAAACAGAUACUAAUCAUAGUAAUACUGAUCACUUGUAAUGUAGGAUAACAUUUUUCAACUUUAUAAGUUUUUCUCUUUUUAUUUAUUAUUGUAAUAAAGAAAUUGUAAACUGAAUAAUAAGUAAGGUGUAUACUACUACUACUACUAAUAAUAAUAACAAUUUAUACUUAUUUAUAAUGAUUUGUAAUUUGUUUUAUAAUGAUUAAUUGAUGAUACUGAAUACUUGCCGUGUAUUUGCUAAAAAUAAUAAAAUACAUUUAUGAAAUGGAUUACAA